Pleuronectes platessa (European plaice) is the source of this 2078-nucleotide messenger RNA. RefSeq names its product ras-related protein Rab-9A. Gene Ontology annotation, molecular function: GTPase activity; GTP binding. Gene Ontology annotation, cellular component: late endosome; phagocytic vesicle; lysosome. NCBI's taxonomy places the organism in Eukaryota, Metazoa, Chordata, Actinopteri, Pleuronectiformes, Pleuronectidae. Gene Ontology annotation, biological process: retrograde transport, endosome to Golgi. Bases 240 to 845 code for a protein of 201 amino acids. The record is from RefSeq and is a predicted model, not a curated record. The transcript has 3 exons.
GGGGGUGGGGAUGUGUAUUGAGUGUGUAACUGUUAAGCGCGCCCUUUAUCGGACAAGCAACUCGCCGUGUCGUGUCUUUACGCAUUCCAUUACGCACAAACUUUGAUACGCACAGGAGCCACUGCUGGAGCAUAUUGUCUGACAGGAUGAGCCACGUGCGGACAUAACGGUGAAACCCCUUCCUUCAUUGUUGGCGUCCUCAAACCUUCGUGGAUCCUAAAGCUGCUCUGACUGCGACCAUGACGUCCAAGUCCACUUUCCUGAAGGUGAUCCUUCUGGGUGACGGCGGCGUGGGGAAGUCGUCCCUCAUGAACCGCUACGUCACCAACAAGUUCGACUCGCACCUCUUCCACACCAUCGGCGUGGAGUUCCUCAACAAGGAGCUUGAGGUGGACGGGCACAGCAUCACGCUGCAGAUCUGGGACACGGCGGGUCAGGAGCGCUUCCGCAGCCUCCGCACGCCGUUCUACCGCGGCUCCGACUGCUGCCUGCUCACCUUCAGCAUCGACGACCGGCAGAGCUUCCGCAACCUGGCCAACUGGAAGAAGGAGUUCACCUAUUACGCUGACGUCAAGGACCCGGACAACUUCCCCUUCGUGGUUCUGGGCAACAAAGUGGACGUGCUGGAGCGCCAGGUGUCCGGGGAGGACGCGAGGCGGUGGUGCGGUGAGAAUGGCGGACACCCGUACUUUGAGACAUGCGCCAAGGAUGCUACGAACGUGGCGCCGGCCUUCGAGGAGGCGAUUCGCGGUAUCCUGGCGAUGGAUGACAGAGCGGACGACCUCAUCCACACCAACACGGUGGACUUACAGAGAAAGAGUCGCCCGAACCCCAGCUGCUGCUGAGCCGAGAGGAACGCCCCGGCUCACGUGACGCUUGAUGCAGUUUGUGGUUCGGCCAAAAGAGGAACCGGUGUUUGCUUGCGUCUGAACAUUCUGCGGUGUUCUUCUCACUUCAGCCUUUUUAAGACGGAUGAAUACAUUUCAAAGAACGGACGACGUUCUGUGCCAACUUUCAGCAUUUCCUUUUUUACCACCAAGGGACCGGAAACCUCCGUGGACCAGCUGGAAGUUCGGAGACGCGGUUAUUACUCGAUGAAAAGCAAUAAAAGAACGUCAAAUGAAAUAAAAGCUCUAAUAUAUCUUUGCAGAUUUCAUAGAUUUAUUUGUGGUUAGUAACAAACCUCAGUUACUGAUGAAUAAUUGCUUGAUAUACCUCAGUAAUAAUCACUAUUCAUGUGUUGAACUUGUGACAUGUGACAACCAACCAGCCAGUUGCCAAAGAAGCUUCAGGAAAGUUGGGCUGAAAAAGUGAUUUGUUUUUUUGUCCAUGCUGCAAAUUAAGUUGAAUAAAGUAAUUCAUGUUUUAUAACAGUUAAUUUGUUUCCUCCAGUAGAACAGUAUGUUAAUCACACUAGAUUAUAACCAGCUAAUGCUGCCAAAUAAUUACAAUUACUAUCAGCACAACACAAUUAAAUAGUGACAAACAGUUUUGAAAUAUUACAUCACGACUGCUUGCAUCUAAAUUUGUUGUAAUUACCUUUAUAGAUUAGAUUUCAUGUUUUUAAUCACAUGAUCAACUUGUAUUUGCUUGUUGGGUGAACGGUGCCACAGCAGAGAUUGUUUCUUUUAAUACAGUUGUUGCUAUAAUGUGUGUGUGUGUGUGUGUUGACCCUGAAGUCACUGGAACACUGUGGCCUCUCUGAUCUCAUUCCUUCGAGGCACAUGACUCCCAGUCAGUGGCCAAAAAUGAAAUAGAGGGAAAAUAAGUGAUAUCUUUCUUUGAAAACCCUCUUUGUCCCAUUUAUCAAAAGUCAGAGAUAUUCCCCUGUUUGUGGUUUCAUAGUUAACACACUGGUUCAGACGAUUUCUCCAGUUCCAAUUUGAAUGUGUGAACUAAAUGAACAUGAUUUGGUGUGAGGGAAGACACCUGUGGGCCUGCGGUUGCGAGAGCUGCUGUGGUCGUUCAGUAGUUUCACAAACGUAAUGUGUUCGAACCACAUCCUGAUUCCACAUCAGAGCUCUGAAGAAACCAACUGACUCUGGUCUCUGGACGGUUUCCACUGAGGUCUGAGGAAU